AUGUCGCUCUACUUUAUCAAAUACGGCCAGUGUUUUCUUUUUUUCAUCAAUCCAAAACACUCACUCAACUUCAUCCAGAAAAUCACCAUCCACUACUAUAAACACAAACUGAAUAUUAUCAAGAUCAAUCGUGUCACCAUGUCCACAAGACCAGACACAGAGCCAACGCCAACUCUCAGAGAAAGCCGGGCCCUCAAACGCAAGCACAAAAUAACAAAGAUAAACCACUGCCGGAAGCUCACACUAGAGCAACUCCCUCCAGAGAUCCUCUUCAUCAUCUUUGAAUACGUCUUCUUCUCGCACACGCAAGAUGCCCCGCUCGAUCCAACCGAAGAACAAGACAGCCGCUUCCAAGUCUUCUCCGCCCGGUGCGUCUGGCUGCCGGGACUGAUAGGCACGCGCACCUGGGAGGAGCAGACGACGCAGACGGCGCUCCUGACGACGAACCGAUUCCUGUCGGCCUGCGCGCGACGCGUCUUGUCGUCCUCCAGGCUCAGGGGCCAAGUCGACGUGGAUGUCAUGUGGGUCGGGACUUCUGGCAUCUGGCCGACGGUGCUCAGCCCCACGGCGUGCUACCGCCCCUUCCACCGCGGCAAGGAGGCAGCCACCGUCGAGGUCCUGACCGUCUCGGUGCGACUGUUUGACGACCCCGCCGGGCUGAACUGGUCGCUCACGGGCUGGGGCCGGUUCCUGCCAAUCCCCAAGGGCGAGGCGCCACCGGCGGCGGGGCAGGCGGAUAGGGUCGUCUUUUGCCCGCCGUUUUCACUGACCGGGUACUACCACAGCUGGGGGGAUUUUGGGGACAGCAAGGAGUCUUGGCCCAAGGGGUGGGCCAGACCAGAUGAUCUGGGGGUGGCUGAGAUGCGGAGAAGGUUGUGGAUGUUGCCGUGGGAAGGGACAAAGGUCAGAGCGAGGAUUGCUGCUGCGGACAAGGUGGCGAAUUUCCUGUGCAUGGAGUUUUUGAAGCUGAUGAGGAGGGAUGAAGGUUUGGGGGAGCUUGGAGAUGGGCUUGAGAAGGUUGAGUUCAAGGUCGGUGGGGUGUUGAGGAGGGCUGUAAACGUUUCAAGGAAAUAA
This is a messenger RNA of Pyricularia grisea, 1074 nucleotides long. RefSeq lists its product as uncharacterized. The coding region runs from base 1 to 1074 and encodes 357 amino acids. The record is from RefSeq and is a predicted model, not a curated record. NCBI's taxonomy places the organism in Eukaryota, Fungi, Ascomycota, Sordariomycetes, Magnaporthales, Pyriculariaceae. The transcript is spliced from 2 exons.